Molecule: messenger RNA, 4048 nt
Organism: Pseudo-nitzschia multistriata
Lineage: Eukaryota; Bacillariophyta; Bacillariophyceae; Bacillariales; Bacillariaceae
Source: the annotation of a GenBank genome assembly
UAAUUUAAGCUGGAUCAAAUAUCGAAAGCUAUAUUUCGCAUAGUGCAAUACCAUUGGUAGACCUUUUCUUUACCCAAAAUGGAGCCCCUGUACCACCUUGCCAACGAAUCCGUAUCGGACUUCGACCGUAUUUGCUCUGUGCUUGGAUAUGAGUCGCUAUCGGCAAAAGAAUUCCUAGAUAUCCUCCAGAGUUGCGGCUUCUUGAAGGACGCCCAAAAUUUUGAGAAUCUAUUCGACCGUCUCGUCUCGAUGUGCCGUGAAGCAGAGGCCGUGGCAAAGGAAAAUGGGAGCUUGAUCGCUAGUGAGGUAAGUGAGAAUGGAACUUCAUGCAGCUUUGAUUGGAGAUUGACGUGUCAAAAUCUUAUUUCUGCACCUAGUCAUUGCACAACGCACUGCGACACCGUAACGCUCGUUUCCUCCACGAAUUUGCUUUGCCUAACUACUUGCGCUUCUCCUUCAUUUGUCUUUGCAACAGGCCCUCGUGUACGAUCGCCUGGACUCAAACGCUCUUCGGAAUCUGUACAAAUAUCAUCCUUCAUAUACUAGCUGCAAAGACCAGAUCGAGACAGCCCGCGCCCUUACGGGAUUCCUAAAAGAACUCUUCGAGAUAUCGACCAUAGAACAGCUGGAGGAUGAUUUUUCCACCGAUGGUCUGUCUCUGAGCCGACACGGCACGAGGCAAUUUGUAAAACGCUUGUCUUUGUGUUCCAAGAAUUCCAGUCGCGACAAUACCGAAAGGAGCACCAGCAGUAGCACCCCGGAUAUCGUGCCCGUCAUGGAUUCCGAUUCGUCUUCGUCUGAAUACGACUCAGAGGAGGACACGAUGCUGGACGAAUCUGUCCAUAAGCUCAUUGCGCAGUCACAGCAUUUGGAAGCGGAUGGGCUCGACCUCGAGACUCUCGCCGCCACGCUCCUCCGCUACAACAAGGGCACCGCCACCGAUUGUGUUGAUCACAAGACACUCUUCAGCGGCAAGCUAGCCGAGAGAAUCUUCGAUCCGCUUCACACCACCCCGAACGAGUUCGUGUCUGCUCUGGACGCCGCUGUUUUGGGUCACGACGCCCUGCACCAUCACGUCCUAGAUUCCUUCUCGGUGGGAUCCUUCGGGUGCGGAUUCAAAGGCAACGUCUCCCGCCUUGCCGACUUCAUGCAGGCCUACCGCCACUUCACUUCAACCUUUUGCACCCAUCUGGAAGCCACGAUCGAAAUGGUUGGAGAAGCAGAUCCCACUGGAAAACAUCGGAAGACGCUCGAAGAGAAUGUGGAGGAGGAGCAGGGUAGGUCAAUCAAAACUUCAGACAUCAGUGCCUCACCCCAUUUAUCCUAUGCUCACAGCAGCGAUGUUUUGUCUCUUCUGUUUUCUUGCUUUCCCGUGUAUAGGCAUCUAUGGCGAGGAAGAUAUAGCUAUGAUCGAAUUACUCGGCCUCGAUGCCGAUCGCCUUCGGAACGUUCCCCAUCAAGAGCUUUACGUCAGAUGCUAUGAAGGGCUUCGGAGAAUUAGCGGCAGCAACACGAGCUUCACCGAAGAGCAGUGCGGGUUUAUCGCUGAACCCUUAGUGAACGCUUUUGCGGCCGCGUGUGAUCCAUCCUUGGGAGCGACCGCCGCGACGGCCAUUGCUUCCAUGUACCUCGGUUCUGAACUCAUUGUGAGCAAAAUGUACGGAAAAUUGUCCAACUACGUGACCGCUAUCGCGAAAGAAGACAAUGAGGAGAGCCCACUCAUUACCGAGGAUGACCUGGCCUUUUUCCUCCUCCAUAUUGACAUGGACGUCGAUCACGCGGACAAAAUGAGAGCCAUUGUUGUGGACCUGGCUUCGGACGAGGCAACCCGCCUUCGAAUCACGGCUGCAGUCCAUGCCAUUCUCGAGGCGCGGAAAAUCGUUUGGGAUCGCUUCCUGGAAACCGUCGUCCCCCCCACCGGGCAUGGGGGAGAGGACAGUGCCAAGCUGUACAACAAACAGAGCAAGAACUGGGUGCGCAACGGUGCCACCUGCCUGUCGGACUUUACGGGUCGACCCAUCGUUUUUGAGGCGUGUGCUCCGUGGGUGAUCGGGGCCCAUGUAUUGGACGUGGGAUGCGGAGAGGGAUACGGAGCCCGGAGGCUGGUGGCUAUGGGCGCAAAGUCGGUCCUAGGGUUGGACAUUAGUGGGGAAAUGAUCGAGCGGGCCAAGGCCAACCCACAAAAGUCCGACAAGGAAACCUAUGAGGCCUGUGACGCCGAGAAAGUCGUCGAGACCUUGUUCAAGGACAAGCCAGCCAGCCUGGGAUUGGUUCCGGGCCGCAUGCUUCAACAGGGAUGUUUUGAUCUGGCGACGGCCAUAUUUCUCUUCAACUGUGAGUUAGUCGCAUCAGCGUUGCCGGUUGCUAUUUUUUCUGUCCUUUCGGAUCGCCUUUGCCUCACACUCUUCUUUUCAUGAAUCCUUCUAGAUACAUCCAUUGGCAAGAUGAAGAACAUUUGCGAACAGGUUUAUACGACGCUCAAACCAGGUGGCCACUUCGUCUUUUCCGUCCCCCAUCCGUUUAUGCUCCACGCCCACGGUAGCAGCAGCAGCAGCAAGACCAAAGCGAACGGCGAGAACGAGCCUUCCACCUUUUCUUUUUCCAGUGGCGAGGCCUCUUCGGGCGCCUACUUUUCUCUUCGAGAUCGCCGCUUCGCCGGCGUGAUUCGAACCCUGGACGGGAAAAACCUCAACGUGAAAAUGUUUUUCAAGGCCAUUAGCGACUAUACCGAAACCCUCAAGGCCGUCGGGUUUGACAUCCAGGACAUGAAGGAGUGCCGCGUCUUGCAGGAGCACGUGGGAGAGCACCCGGAAUUCUUUGAAUCCGUCAAGGACUCGCCCCUGCACAUUGUCUUUGACGUUGUCAAACCGGCCACUGUCAACUCCGGGAAGAUCCCGAAAGCCUUAAAAUGGUCGGCACUGGAAAAGGCCAACGCCGACAAAAUCCUAGUGGCGAACCUUCCCGCGCCCGUGUUUGCCGAGCUCAGAGAGUUCACGGCCAGCACCUAUUCCGAGGGAAUCACCCACGAGACCUUUGCCCCGACCGCCCGGGACGCCGAGAAAUUGCAAACCGUAGCGGCAUUUGCCAGAGAGCUUCGGGACAAGCUCUCGAAAGGAUCCGGCGCCGUCCGCGUCACCGGGCUGGACCUCGGUGCACUGGGAGGCAAGACCGACCAGGACACAGAGGGCAUGGCCAAGCUGGCCUAUUUUGUCCUUUCCUCGCUGAUCGGCAGGGUCGACGGGGGCAGCCGCGGAAAGCUGUUCGACGUCCGCGACAAAGGCCUGGACACCUCCCAGGACAACGUGUUGUUCAGCGUCAGCUCCAAGGCCGCAACCCACCACACGGACGGGGCGUCCGCCGACAAGGCCCACGACGCCGUCGGGCUCAUGUGCCUGGUGCCUUCGUUCCGAGGGGGAACCCUCCACCUUAGCUCCGCAACGAACGCCCUGGAGGUCCUGAAGCAGAGGCUUCCAAAGUUUUUGCUCCACGAGUUAUUGCGGCCGCUGCCGCGGGACGUUCUCGAAUCCGGGGGGGGAACCGGCGUCCACUCCACGGAUCACCUGCUGCAGCUCUCGCGAAAUCCCCAGCUCCUGGCCCACCGCAUCCGCCACAACGCCUAUCCCGUCUUCGAGCAAGACGAAGGGGCGUCCAGGCUGCGCUUCCGCUACAUGCGGCAGUGGAUCGAAUCGGGCCACCAAAAAGCCGGGCUGGGCAGCGACCUGCCACCACUGCUGGAAACCGCCCUGGACGCCCUCGACGACGCCCUCCGGGAGGAAACCAUCGCUUCCCUGGACCUGCAACCCGGGGAAAUCAUCUACUGCAACAACGCCAGCCUGGCGCACGCCCGGGACGCAUUCGUCGACGGCGAUUCCGCCAAGCGCCGGCACAUGGUCCGCGUCUGGAUCAAACUCGGGGCUUCCGACAACUGAUCACAAAUCUUCCUUGUUUCGAUCGGGACGAAGAAAAGCAAGAAGCCGUACCCGUCUCUCGUUUGAAAUAUCCGUUUUAGUUAUAAUAGUAGUGUUCGAAAUAAUAAUACAAAGACCUA